This is a messenger RNA of Hippopotamus amphibius kiboko, 4067 nucleotides long. It is a transcript of the gene CASP2, whose product is annotated as caspase 2. Bases 129 to 1160 code for a protein of 343 amino acids. Gene Ontology annotation, molecular function: cysteine-type endopeptidase activity. The transcript has 9 exons. The record is from RefSeq and is a predicted model, not a curated record. Gene Ontology annotation, biological process: regulation of apoptotic process; proteolysis. NCBI's taxonomy places the organism in Eukaryota, Metazoa, Chordata, Mammalia, Artiodactyla, Hippopotamidae.
CGGAGCCAGGAGAGGUGGCACGCAGGCGCCCUGCGCGCUGCCGGACGGGGGAGGGACGCGGGGGACGCGACGGCCCGCGGUGUGUUUGGGUUGUGGGCGGUGCGCUCAGAGCCCGGGAAAAGCGGGAAAUGGCGGCGCCGAGCGCGGGUUCCCGGUCAGCCCUCCAGCCAAAGGGGCUGAUGGCUGCUGAUAGGGGGCGCAGGAUAUUGGGAGUGUGUGGCAUGCAUCCUGACCAUCAGGAAGCUCUAAAAAAGAACCGAGUGGUGCUGGCCAAACAGCUGUUGCUGAGCGAGCUGUUAGAACACCUCCUGGAGAAGGACAUUAUCACCUUGGAAAUGAGGGAGCACAUUCAGGCCAAGGCGGGCAGUUUCGGCCAGAAUGUGGAACUCCUCAACUUGCUGCCCAAGAGGGGCCCCCAGGCUUUUGAUGCCUUCUGUGUGGCCCUGAGGGAGACCAAGCAGGGUCACCUUGAGGAUCUGUUGCUCAGAACCCUGUCUGGUCCUCAGCCUGUACUCCCACCGUUGAGCUGCGACUACAACUUGAGUCUCCCUUUCCCGGUGUGUGAGUCCUGUUCCCCCCGCAAGCAGCCCCGCCUGUCUCCAGAUACAGUGGAGCACUCCCUGGACCACGGAGAUGGUCCUCCCUGCCUUCAGGUGAAGCCCUGCACUCCCGAGUUUUAUCAAAAGCACUACCAGCAGGCCUAUAGGUUGCAGUCUCGGCCGCGUGGCCUGGCACUGGUGCUGAGCAACGUGCACUUCACUGGAGAGAAAGACCUGGAGUUCCGCUCUGGAGGGGAUGUGGACCGCAGCACUCUAGUCACCCUCUUCAAGCUCUUGGGCUACAGAGUUCAUGUUCUUCUUGACCAGACCGCACAGGAAAUGCAAGAGAAACUCCAGAAUUUUGCCCAGUUACCCGCUCACCGUGUCACUGACUCCUGCAUAGUGGCGCUCCUCUCCCACGGCGUGGAGGGUGGCGUCUAUGGCGUGGACGGCAAACUGCUUCAGCUACAAGAGGUUUUUCGGCUCUUUGACAAUGCCAACUGCCCGAACCUACAGAACAAACCGAAAAUGUUCUUCAUCCAGGCCUGCCGUGGAGGUGCUAUUGGAUCCCUUGGGCACCUCCUUCUGUUCACUGCUGCCACCGCCUCUCUUGCUCUGUAAGUGUCUCCCAAUGCAUGGGGUGUGCUGGGACUUGGGCAGCCCGUGGCUCUCAGGUUGGUCAGCUGUCUGUGCACCGCCGCAUCCUGGUCUCAAGACGCUCUUUCCCAGUGUCUUCGCCUUCUUUCCUGAGAACGCUUCCUUUUUUCUGUGCUUACUAAUGCUGAUGCGCUUUUUUGUUAUUCAUUCCGGUUAAGGGUUUUCCAGCUGUCUCUGCUUCCUAGCCCUCUCACUAUAUCUUCUUCCUCUUUUUCUCCACCUCUCCUCCCCCUUUCCACUUGCUCCUUUUACUUCUUUCUCACCUUCACUCCAUUCUGGCCUCCUCUCCUCCUUGUAUCACUCACGUGUCACGCAGGAGAGCGGAGCAGAAGCCCCACGUCAGCCUUCCGUGAGCUGCUGCCCUCCCUCCUCUUUCUUGCAUGCUGUCUCUUUUACCCCGUGAAGAGCCAGGGCUCCCUGCCUGGGCUCAGAAGAUGUGCGGGCGUGUUUCUCAUCUUGGGGGAAAACUAAUAAUGAAAAACUCUAAAUGUGGAGUCACAUUCCGCCUCUACCACUGACUAGCUUUGUCAAGUUAGAGAAGUUACUCAAUGUCCCUACACUUAGUUUCCUCAGUAUAAAAUGUAGAUAAUCAUGUGACCCACUUCGUAAGGUGAGGUUGUUGUGCUGAGUAAGUGCAAUAGUUUGUAUGAAGGGCUUAUGUAGCACAGUACCUGGCUCAUAGGAAAUCCACAGAAAAUGCCAGCUCUGACUGUUAUGACAUGAUCCGUGCCUUUAAGGGACUUACAGUUUGAUAUAAAGGUCACUUUGUCUAAACAUUCAAAUGUUAUGUGUUUUACGUGGGUGUGGAGUAGCAGAUAGAGCCUUUCAGGGAAUUGGGGGGACUGCAGUAUGACAAGCACACCGAGGUUAAAAGCAUAUCCCCUUUCCCCCCAACAAAAAAGAUGUGCUGAGCAGAAGUAUGCCCAGAUCCAAUUUGAAAACUGAUCAUCUGUGUCAGUCAUAUGUAGUGAGAUGUGGCUGAUCACGUGAGAGAGAUCCCUGGUUAUAAACCUGUAGUCACAGCUGAGAUUUUUGACUUUGACGGAUAAUAGUACAGGGCUGUUGGGAGCUUACGUAAGAAAUAAUGAGAUAAUUUUUUUUUUUUUCAGGACAGUUACCGUGGCAGGGAGCAGUGCUAAGAAAAGAGUACGUGCAGGCAGGAGCUUACUUUUUCAUGUACCUGCUGCAUCCCCAGGCUCAGAGCACUGCCUGAUACAUAGUAGCACUUACUAAAUAUUGAGUGAAGGGGUGGAAAUGAAUCUGCCUAAAAAACAUAGCCAUAAUACAGAAAAUGGAUAUCAGGGUAUUGUGAAAAAAGAACUAUUCAUUGAUGAAUAGAUCUGAGACACAAAGGCAAGAGAGGAGUGUCCUUUCUCUUGAGGGACACAUUCAGCUUGACCUAUUUCCUUUAGGAGGUGUCACUAGCAAACUAAAAUGAAAUAAACAUGUUUGUGAUCAUUUUCUCCUCCUAUGUUCAGAGAUCAUAUACAAAUACUAGACCUGGAUAGGGAAAAAUUGCUCUCUUCUGGGCUAAUGUGAAUCUUUUCUAAAAUUAAAUCCUCCAAGGGAUGACCAGCUGUUCCUUUAAAGUCUGAGCUCACCUGUCUUCUGCUGCAUUUAGUUAACAUAAUUGAUGCCUAUAAAAAGGACCGCCUCACCCCAGUUGAUUGGCUCCUAAACUGGAAUGUAAGCUCCAUAAGGACGGGGACUUUUUCUUCUCUGUAUCCCUAGGGCUUAAAACAAAAACAGUGGCUGGCAUGUGGCAGUUGCUCAAUAAAUUUUUAUUGGAUCAGUGAAUCUUGAUCUUUUUCUGCAGAGAUCUUCAUGCUUCUCUCCCCUUUUAGGCUGUCUUAGGUGUCACAUGGAGCAGGAUAUAUUGUAAAAAGCAUACUUACUCUUUUACCUUUGGCAUGACAAGCUGUGUGUCCUUCUGUCUCUUUUGUACCACUCCCAAAACAGCAGCAUCAGAAAAAGAACGUCUGGGGGUAGAUAAGGCCUGGGUCAGGAGGCUGGGCAUGUGCUCAGGCUAUGUUGGGACUCUACUGCUAAGAUUGAAUAAUAGUGUUCUUUUUACAUUGUGUAGGAGAAAAUUGUCAAAUUAUCCCAAUUUUAAGUUUCUUUAAAUUUCUCUUAAAUUUUGCAUACCAGCUAUAAUUUGACUUAUGAAAUUAAUAAACAACACCCUGGGAACAGCUGUUCAUGCUUAGUCUUACAAUUUGUUUAUUGAGACAUAGAUUUGAUAUUAUAGUUUUCAUAUAGCAUACGUGUAGUAAUCAUAUUUUUGAUUUAUUAACUUGCUUUUCUUUUUUAUAUAAUAAAACUAAAUAAAUCAAUAUUUUAUUGUGUAUUGCAAUAAGGAGCACUUUGAUUUCCAGGUAUAUUGGUAAUUGAACAAGUGAAUCACGGACACAGAUGGCUUUUCAUUCUGUUUACAAGGAGUAUUUGAUUCAGCACUUUCCUGGUCUUACCCAGAGUGGACGAAGCUCAGACCAUGUGUAUGUGCGUGUGCUCGGGCACGGUGUCCGGCCUGUCCUGGGCACCCUCUGCGUGAUCGGUGCACACUGGCAGAGGAAUGGGAGUAAUAGUGUUUGGUUUCUUUUUGUUUUUUUUUUAAUUCAUCAGCCGUAGGUUGGAGGCAACAGCUGGAAAUGGCUCUUCCCAGUCAAAGUCGCAGGGAACUUGGACUUGCCUGUGACAGGCCCAAGAGAGGUGGGAGGAAAUAACCUCUUUGUCCACUGUGUCUGCCUUUGUACAGAUGAAACAGAUCGUGGGGUUGACCAGCAAGACGGAAAGAACCAUGAGCAAUCCCCUGAGUGUGAGGAGAGUGAUGCCGGCAGAGAGGAGCUGCUGAAGGUGCGGCUGCCCACGCGC